UUCGGUCUUGCAGCAAAGAGGGACCCGUAAAUCAAAAUUAAGCGAACAGCUGACAGCCUAAACUUGGCCUAUAUUAUCCUGCGCCGACAUGGUGUGUUCUGCAUAAGUUUUUUCAAGCUAUUUUGCAACGUGUUGACGCUUUUCUGAAUCAGUUUUAAAAGGACAGCGGGGCUUUCUUCCUUUGUUGGGAAAACUUUUUUCCUUGAAGGCUUUACGCUUAAGACCUGGAGGAGAGAAUAGCCCAUACUAAGUUAUAGAUCUAAUGGACAUUGCAACAAGUUUUAGGUCAACGGAGAAGCAUUUCUCGACGAGGACUCAUUCCACCGGUGCUAAGAUGCUAGACGGCAUUAAAAUCGAAGAUCACAUAAGGACAGGACCAGCGAGUUUGGGUGUUAUGCUGGGUAACGAGUGCCACCACCCAACCAUUUGCGAGGGAUGCCAAAGGCCCAUCUCAGACAGGUUCCUCAUGCGCGUCAAUGACUCGUCCUGGCACGAGGACUGUUUGCAGUGCGCCGUGUGUCAACAGCCGCUGACCACGACCUGUUACUACCGAGACCGAAAACUAUACUGCAAACUAGACUACCAACAGUUGUUUGCCACGAAAUGCAGCGGCUGCUUGGAGAAGAUCGCGCCCACAGAGUUUGUGAUGCGGGCGCUGGAGAGUGUCUACCACCUGGGCUGCUUCUGCUGCUGCGUGUGCGAACGGCAACUCUGCAAGGGAGACGAGUUUGUGCUGAAGGAGGGACAGCUGCUCUGCAAGAAUGAUUACGAACGCGAGAAGGAGCUGCUCAACUCCGUCAGCCCAGAGAACUCCGACUCAGACAAAAGUGAGGACGAGGACAUCGACGUGAAGCCAGAGAAGGGCCAGGGAGGCCAGGGUAAGGGCAGCGAUGACGGCAAAGACCCCCGCCGGCCCAAGAGGCCCCGCACCAUCCUCACCACCCAGCAGAGGCGCGCCUUCAAGGCCUCCUUCGAGGUCUCCUCCAAACCUUGCCGAAAAGUGAGAGAGACUCUAGCAGCUGAGACGGGCCUGAGUGUGCGAGUGGUCCAGGUGUGGUUCCAGAACCAAAGAGCCAAGAUGAAGAAGCUGGCACGCAGACAGCAGCAGCAGCAGGAACAGCAGAACUCUCAGAGACUGGGUCAAGAGGUGAUCUCUGGCCGCAUGGAGGGCCUGAUGAGCUCCUACACCCCCCUGGGGCCCCCCCAGCAGCAGCACCUGGUUGCCAUGGAGCCCAACGGCUACAGCACAGACUCCUUCCAGCAGGGCCUCACCCCGCCACAGAUGCCUGGAGACCAUAUGAACCCCUACGGAACCGACUCGGUCUUCCAUGACAUCGACAGCGACACGUCCCUCACCAGCCUGAGCGACUGCUUCCUGGCCGCCUCCGAGGCCGGCUCCCUGCAGUCCCGCAUAGGAAACCCCAUCGACCGCCUCUACUCCAUGCAGAGCUCGUACUUUGCUUCCUGAAAUCAAACACCGCCAGUUCAUGAUCUACAUCUCUCUGUGAGCAGACCAACCAACCCAACCCAACCGAUCAAUCAACCAAACAAACAGACAUGCAUCCAAAUCAACAGCCAUGGCCACCACAAGCCUCAUGCUACUGCCAAAUCCACAGGCCUCAAUCACUACGCCGCCAUGUUGGUCUGUGAUUUCAAAAAACCACAUGCUCCAUCAUCUAGAACGAAGUGAAAGAGACAGUGGACAGAAUGGAGGAAGAGUAAAUCGUCCCUGGGUUGUCUCUUUUCCUCCUCUAACUCUCCCAGCUGUGGGUGAGAUCUGGAGAAGAGCUGUGAAGAUGGGUUGUGGUCCUUCACAGGGUUGAAAGCUAACACUCUCAAACUUGAUGCCUGGUUAGCGGAUUCAACUCCUCCAGCUCAGACAACUGAACUUGAGAUAAUGAAUAACAUCACCUUCUCCGUUAUUCAGUUAGGAAAUAAUAUUCAUUUGCUUGUCAGUUUGGUGAAUAAAAACUGAAUUUUGCUGUUUGGAGAACAUGGACCAGAAUGAAAGGGUUCAGGCGCCAUAAAGAAGUGAACAAGUUUGGCUUUAAAUUGUGGACCGUGACCAUUCGUUUUGUUCGUUUGUUUUUGUUUUUGUUUUUGUUUUUUUCUUUGUUGAAAUUGACUAAUAAACCUGCUUCAAUAUAUUGCUUGAACAUGAUUUUGUAAUGACCUAGGUGUGACGUUUAGAGGUUGUCUUGACAUUUGUAAUAAUAUAUCUCAUACCAGUGUUUUCAGUUAACCCCCCUUUAAUCCCAUUGGCCCUGGUCGUCAAACAAACUGCUCCACGGAACGAAAGGCGAAACAAGGAGACACAGGAUUCAAAGGGAAUGAAAAAUCUCAUGGACACAUUUAGUGUAUUUCAAGUGUAUAUAGAUGUACAACACAACCCACGUACACUACAGCAACCUACCAUGCAUGUUGAAAUGGACAUCUCUCUAUUUAUUGAAGUGCAACAUGCGCACUGUCAUACUGAAAGGGGGGGAGAAGCUUUAUUUAAAUAAUGAAAAAAGGAUCCCAGUGUAAAAGUAGAAGGUGCCAUAAGCAUUCGAUUAUGUGACUUUUUUUGAUUAUUACAAGAUUGAAAGUAGUAAUUUCAUUUCUGUUGAUGUUUAAAGAAAGAAUAUAGGCUGUAAAUCUGUCUCACUGUGCUAUUUAUUUGUUCCUUAGUGUGCCCUCAGGCCUUGGCCCGAGUGCAUUUUAUCACUCCUAUUUGCUAAAUUACCAAAGUUUGUUGGUAUUACAAAUAAA
This is a messenger RNA of Engraulis encrasicolus (European anchovy), 2751 nucleotides long. RefSeq names its product LIM homeobox transcription factor 1, beta a (gene lmx1ba). Gene Ontology annotation, molecular function: DNA-binding transcription factor activity, RNA polymerase II-specific; RNA polymerase II transcription regulatory region sequence-specific DNA binding. Gene Ontology annotation, biological process: neuron differentiation; regulation of transcription by RNA polymerase II. Gene Ontology annotation, cellular component: nucleus. The transcript has 8 exons. The record is from RefSeq and is a predicted model, not a curated record. NCBI's taxonomy places the organism in Eukaryota, Metazoa, Chordata, Actinopteri, Clupeiformes, Engraulidae. Bases 263 to 1468 code for a protein of 401 amino acids.